Messenger RNA from Wyeomyia smithii (pitcher-plant mosquito), 1551 nucleotides. RefSeq names its product pancreatic lipase-related protein 3-like. The record is from RefSeq and is a predicted model, not a curated record. Gene Ontology annotation, biological process: lipid metabolic process. The transcript is spliced from 5 exons. Bases 34 to 981 code for a protein of 315 amino acids. Gene Ontology annotation, molecular function: lipase activity. Lineage: Eukaryota; Metazoa; Arthropoda; Insecta; Diptera; Culicidae.
AAUUCAGACAGUUGCUAGCAUUCUACUGGCACGAUGCAUUUCCGUUUUAGCUUGGUAGUUAGCUGUGUUUGCCCCUUGGUAGCCGCUUUCAGGAGUGGUUCCUACUCGAGAGAAGUUUCCGAAGUAAAAUUGUUCUUCUAUGCACCUAAUUUAUCUGGAGAGAUUGAUAUCUCAGCUAGCAAUAGCACACUGUGGCGGUUCGAGCCAGGAAAACUGCUCAAGGUUCUUAUCCACGGUUGGAAUGCCGAUCGAAACCAAGUGGCUACGGUUCCGGUGAGGAAUGCUUACCUUGUUCAAGACAAACAUAACUUGCUGGUGGCGGAUUGGGCAAACGCUUCCUCCCUGCCAUACCACGAUGCUCGGAGGUUAGUGCGCUCGGUAGGCUACAGGAUUGGGGAAAUUUUGGCAGUGUUUAUCCGAGAAAAUGGUAUCCAGUAUGACCAGGUGCACAUUGUUGGGCACAGUCUAGGUGCUCACAUUGCCGGUAACGUGGGUAAAUAUUUUGGAGGCAAAUUGGCAAGAGUUACCGCUUUGGAUCCAGCUGGUCCCUUAUUCGCACCGCGUUCGGUAGAUGCUGUAAGCAGCUCGGAUGCUCGCUUUGUAGAUGCUAUCCACACCGACGGGUUGGUCUUGGGAGAAGUCACGGCCCGAGCGCACGUUGACUUCUAUCCAAAUCAAGGUGUGCCCAACCAACCGGGAUGUGAACUUUUAGACACUUUAACUUUGCAUGCUUGCAGCCACUAUCGGUCGACAGCGUUUUUUGCCGAAUCGAUUCUGCUUCCGUUAAACUUUGUAGCUUACCACUGUGAGUUUAAGGAAAUUUUUAAUUCUCCUUCGGAGAACUGCAGAGGAAAUGCAAAAUCGAUAUUCAUGGGUGAGCAUGUCAAUCAUAGCGCGCGUGGAACCUAUUACCUGGAAACGUCUAAUUUGCCGCCUUACGGACUAGGCAACCGAACUGGUGGGUUGAACCGAAGCGACUAAUUUUGUUUCAGCGAGAAAUUCUAAUCAAAGAGAGAGCGAAUACUGACAAAUUGAUUGAAGUGUUUAAAUGUGUAACUAUUUUGAUGUGAUCUAGCAUUAUUUUCAUUGUAGUAUUUAAGUAAAUGUAAUAAAUAUACGAGGUGUUAGUGAUAGAAUGCUCAGAUGCAGACAAACUCAAUACUAAAUUUAAAUCAGUUAAAACUUUGAACAACUAAAAACUUUGAACUUUUUAGUAUAAAAAUAUAGUAGUUGGGCAAAUCCAUAAAAAAUGUCCCAAUUUUAAUGAUUUCUAAAUCACACCAAAUGACCUAAAAACUUGAAAAAUUGAUCGACCAUUUUCUAUUUAAAUGAAACCUGGCACACAUAUUUGGCUUAGCAAACUGAGCAUCUCGACAGUAAUUUUGCAUUUUGGUAUAGGUUUUAUUGGCAUUAUUGGCAAGGCAUUGUAGUACAGAAAUCGUUGGUUGUAUAGAAAACUGUCUGGAAUUGUGUUGUAGGGAAUUAAUAAUGCCCUGUGAAGAAAAUAUACACCGUUAACAAAUAUUUUUUUGGCUAUAAAAUGAAAAUAAA